Molecule: messenger RNA, 1293 nt
Organism: Diuraphis noxia (Russian wheat aphid)
Lineage: Eukaryota; Metazoa; Arthropoda; Insecta; Hemiptera; Aphididae
Gene: Arl6IP1
Product: ADP-ribosylation factor-like 6 interacting protein 1
Cellular component (GO): membrane
Source: RefSeq, a predicted model, not a curated record
UCGACGCUUCGAUCGUUCGAUCCGUUUCUGUCAUUUCCGCUCGUUCAUCCGCCGUCACCGCCGCUUUCCCUAUAUGAUAUAGUAAUAAUAUUUAUAACAAUCAAAAUAUCAUCAGAUGAUAUUAUUUUGCCGAACGUCGUUUUGUAAUAGUCACUUGUCGCGCAUUGGUCUCAUAAAACUAUUUAUUUUUUUCACGUUUUUCGGCCGCCGAUUUAACCAUAAUAAUACGCGUCUAGUAUAAUAUUCUGCCUUUUAAUAAUCAUAAUAUCAAAAAAAUAUUAUAAUAUUAUUUUACUAGUAGACCACAACUAUCGUCAACGCGUCCCACUCGGUUGCUCAUCCGCCCGCCAGCGAUUCCGCGAGUAAAAUAAUAUAUUAUAAUAAGAAUAUUAAUUACUUGACACGACGAUUUCGGACGAACAUGGCCGACCAAGGAUGCAUCGAUUUCUUGGAAAAGGAAAGGAUUUCAAAAGAACUUAGAGUUAGCAUGAACGAAUGGAGAGAAAUUAUUGUAUUGUUGAAUGCAAUAAUGUCGUGGCAGAAAAAUUGGUUUCCCGCGAUUACGGUUUUAUGUGUAACGAGUUUAUACCUGUACGUGUGGCUGGUCAACUGUUCGAUACUAAACAUGAUAUGGAUGGCCGGCCUAUGCGCGGCUCUGUUGGAUUGMAUCGUGUGUGGUCCAUUUCAAAGAAUCUUGCCACCUAGCAGUUGGGAUCAGGAUAAGGAGCGCACGUUCACGGAUAUCUCUGAUUGGGCAGCAGAUUGUUGGGUGACGACAAAGCUGUACAUGAGCCGAUUUUUCAAUCUCAGACAAACACAUCCAAAACUGUUUCAUUCUGUCUUGUCGGUAUCGUUCUUCAGCCUUUUGUACAUUGGAACCACAUUCAACAAUUUGUUCAUGUCAUAUAUUACAAUUUUGGGAAUUUUGCUGUUUCCCGGAUUCAAAACAAAAUCGGAAUACAUCGAAGAUAGUCUACAGAGGUACGCUCAUCAGAUGCUGUCGGGCCACGACGACGAGACGUCUUCAUAAGGCAAACUCCUCAAAUCCAAUUAUAUCUAUUUAACCAGCUCAUUUAACGUUUCAGUGUAAAAUAGAUUGGUGUAUAGAGUUCAUUAAAUAAUUUUUUCGCCUCUUAAUUUCCAUAGAUAAAUAUAGUUUGGCAUAUACCCCUACCAUUUACAGUAGGUAAUAUUUUUGUGUGUACGUGUACCUAUGUUAUGUUAAUUAUUAUAAUAAUCGUUAACUGCAAAAGAACAAUUUGUGAAUCAUAGAAAUCGUGGUUUAUAGUGAUG